GCCUGCACGCUGUGGAAGCUCAGAGUGUAACCGUUUAUGGUGGAGAGAAGAGUCUCUUAGUUUGAAAGGCACUCACUACUCAUUGAAACGUGAAACUCGCACAUUUCUUGAAAAAAAAGAAGAGAAAGACGACACGUUUACAUUUGAAAAAGCCUAAAAGGACCUCGCUUCAAAGCUGUCAUAUGUGACUGAACACAAUAAUUUGAAACAAGUGCCAUAGAAGAAUACAAAGUCUUUCGACUCGGGAGGGACUGAGGAGUUGCAGAGGCAACUUGUACAGAAACUGUCUGACGUCUCGUCAAGUAAGAGUUUCUAAAGGAUUUGUAUUUUCCUUUUACAUAUUUACAUCGGACACUUUGUUUCACUUCAUAAGCCGGUCUGUCUGCACAGUUAAACUAAUCUGUGUUUAUCGCAAUCCUCAGAACUGGACUCUCGUUCUAACAGCUGAAUUAAAAACGCACACACACACACACGCGUUCUGGUUACUGUUCUAUGUCUACCAAGAUGGAAACUACUUUCUACGACGAUACACUCAAUGCCUUCUCACAGCCAGAGUCCUCCGGCUAUGGAUACAACCCCAAAGCCCUGAAGCAGAACUUGACUUUAAACCUGUUGGACCCCUCGCUGAACUUGAAACCGCACCUGCGGGCCAGGGCAAGCGACCUCCUCACAUCCCCCGAUGUCGGGCUUCUCAAACUGGCCUCCCCCGAACUGGAGCGGCUUAUCAUCCAGUCCAGCAACGGCAUGAUCACCACGACACCGACCCCGACCCAGUUCCUCUGCCCGAGAAACGUUACCGACGAGCAGGAGGGUUUUGCUGAUGGGUUCGUGCGGGCACUGGCGGAGCUGCACUACCAGCACAACGGCUCCACCAGCGUAACUUCUGCGACGGAGACUUCUUCGGCCACCGGCAUGACACCCAUCUCUUCUAUGAUUGUCAACAGUGUUUUCAGCGCAAACAUGCAGCCGGAACCACCGGUGUAUACCAGCCUGAACACAUUCAAUCCAACUAACAUCAGCACCUCAUCGGCGACGGCGCCAGCACCCAGCUUCAGCAAUGCAAACAACAUGAACUACCAGCCUCAGCAUCACAUGAACACCCAGGUGCAGAUUCAGCACCCGCGGCUGCAGGCGUUGAAAGAGGAGCCCCAGACGGUGCCCGAGAUGCCCGGCGAGACCCCGCCGCUCUCCCCGAUCGACAUGGAGAACCAGGAGAGGAUCAAAGCCGAGAGGAAGCGCAUGAGAAACAGAGUCGCAGCUUCCAAGUGCCGGAAGAGGAAACUGGAGAGGAUCUCCAGGCUGGAAGACAAAGUGAAAAACUUGAAGUCGCAGAACUCCGAGCUGGCAUCCUCCGCCAACUUACUGCGGGAGCAGGUGGCGCAGCUGAAGCAGAAAGUCAUGAACCACGUCAACAGCGGCUGCCAACUCAUGCUGACCCAGCAGCUGCAAACGUUCUGAGAGCACAACCCCGCGACCGCUGCUCCUCCGAAAAAAGAGACUGUCCGAAAACGGGACGAAGUUUACAAAGUAACGAAUGAAUGAAGACAAUGAAACUAAGUGUCACAGCUGUGAGACUACAGAGGCGAGCCCCUUGGCUACACGCAGGGGUAUAUAUAGAGAGAGAGACUUGUCUUGAGAAUGAUGAGAAGAGCUGUCUCAAGCUGGGUUAUUGACAACAACAAUGAAAGCAAAAAGACACAAGCACUUUCUUAUUCAAGUGCUGUUUUCUGCUUUUGUGUUUUUUUUAAAAGAGAGACACUAUCAUUGCGUUAACGUUGACCAAGUUGUGCAUGGACCCCGUGACAUUCGAAGAUCAUUCAGUAUUCAAACAAAGUUUAAAAAAAAAAAAAAAAAAAAAAACCUCCAAUAGAUUCUUUAGUUUGCUUGUGUUGUAGCGACGUCAUGGGAAGGCGUAGAAAAUAAAAAGCCAGGUUGAAAAAGCUGCCUGGCUUGAUUGUAUGUGUAAAUAUUGUUCAUUAUAUAUAUAUAUAUAUAUAUAUAUAUAUAUAUAUAUAUAUAUAUAUAUAUAUAUAUAUUAAUCAUGUCAAUGCAGGAAACGUCUCACUCCUUUGUAAGUUAUUACGUUUUGUAUUUUGCUCUUUGGCGAUUAAGCCCAAUAUUAUUUGUAAAUAAGAGGAAUUUGGACGACUCAUAAGUUUGCCAUUUGUAAUAAAAUAUAUAAUUUUUUUAUGUUUGUUUUCUGAAGGUUCAGAAACAAAGCGAUUAUAUUUAAAACAUGUAUAAAUAAAGCAUCUAAAACGAAUGCUCUGGGGUUCUGGUGUGUUUUAAUAGAUGAACAAUUAUCUGGGCUUCACACUGACACGCCUGUAAAUCGAUCACAUUUCAUUAAAAAUUACACUGGAGUACAGUACAUUCCGUUUUGGGAUUUCCAAAAUAGAGCUUUAUAAAUAUAAACAUGCUUAUUAAGGUUCAUUUGUUGUCAACAGUAUCACAUGUACAUUAACCGUUAGUAUUGUCACACUUAGAACAGCAUAUACAUGUUUAUAUUUGGCAGUACUGUAAUAUCAUUAUUAACAAUGGUUAUUAUGGUUCCUUCAUGCUGGGCUGCACAUACAGAUAUUGCAGUAUGGUAGUAUUAAUGAAAUCAGAUAUAGACAUAACAACAGUGCUUUAUAUACCAGUUUGAGGCAGCGUGAUAUCUGACGCAUCAGGUCUCCAGUGAGAGCUGUUUAUUUGAUUUCAGAGUAUCGGUUUAGGAGCUCUGUAAGGAAUACCCUGAGAUUGCUCUUCUAUUUAGGAUUCCAGAAGCCACGUGUCUUCCAAACUCCAUUCCAGAUCUCUCGUCUGCCCUCUGCUUAGUGUACCGUAGCUGUCCUCAAAACCAAGCGCUUGUGAAAUUUGUUCCAGUUAUGCGAAAGGGAAAUAAAAUCAGCAAUGUUACAAAACGGUGAGAAGCAGCUGGUAUUGCCCAUUUCCGAUUCUGAAGUCCACCUUGUAGUUGUCUCUCACGAGUUUUGUAACAUCACUGGAGUAUUUUCCUUUCACUGCAAGGUGCAGGUAAACAGCCCUUGAUAACUUAACACCAGUAUUGAGUCUAGCAUCACAACUAUAAACAUCAAAACAUGUUUUUUUUUUACUUUUCAAACUUAAAUGGAAACAUACAAUAAUGAUGGUGACAUUUCUCUUCACGUGUAAUAACACAAACACAACACAGCAUUUGUUUCAGGUUGUUUCUAAUGACCAUGUGUACUCUCAAGGGUUUGUAAAAGACAACAAAACAUUUCUCACACAAGAGCAGCUAGUGGCAGUGACGCAUUCCCACCACAAGGGAGAGUCAUUACUAACUACUAAACCACCGCUCUUGAUCAAAGCUGUGCCUUGCAGUUUCUUCUCUCCAUGGUCCCUUAUGAAGAUAAUGCUGCAUAGCAACUUUUUAAA
Acipenser ruthenus (sterlet) is the source of this 3399-nucleotide messenger RNA. RefSeq names its product transcription factor Jun. Gene Ontology annotation, molecular function: DNA-binding transcription factor activity, RNA polymerase II-specific; transcription factor binding; RNA polymerase II cis-regulatory region sequence-specific DNA binding. The transcript has a single exon. The coding region runs from base 493 to 1458 and encodes 321 amino acids. Gene Ontology annotation, cellular component: transcription regulator complex. The record is from RefSeq and is a predicted model, not a curated record. Gene Ontology annotation, biological process: regulation of cell population proliferation; regulation of transcription by RNA polymerase II; regulation of cell cycle. NCBI's taxonomy places the organism in Eukaryota, Metazoa, Chordata, Actinopteri, Acipenseriformes, Acipenseridae.